This is a messenger RNA of Micromonas pusilla CCMP1545, 2320 nucleotides long. RefSeq names its product sugar kinase and ribulose phosphate 3 epimerase, fused (gene XK-RPE). Gene Ontology annotation, molecular function: racemase and epimerase activity, acting on carbohydrates and derivatives; D-ribulokinase activity. NCBI's taxonomy places the organism in Eukaryota, Viridiplantae, Chlorophyta, Mamiellophyceae, Mamiellales, Mamiellaceae. Gene Ontology annotation, biological process: pentose metabolic process; carbohydrate phosphorylation. The coding region runs from base 41 to 2320 and encodes 759 amino acids. Gene Ontology annotation, cellular component: cytoplasm. The record is from RefSeq and is a predicted model, not a curated record. The transcript has a single exon.
ACGACGCGGCGACCGGACCGGACCGAACCGAACCUCCGCGAUGGGCAGCGAGAAGUACGUCCUCGGGAUCGACGGCGGCACCGGCGGCAUCCGCGCCGGGCUCUUCGCCGUCGCGACCGGGGAGCCGAUCGCGUUCGCGGACACGCCGUACGACACGUCGUACCCCAAGCCAGGGCACGCGGAGCAAUCGCCUUCGGACUGGUGGGACGGCCUCGGCGCGAGCUCGCGGAAGGUUCUGCGCGAGUCCGGGAUCGACCCGCGCGACGUCGCGGGCGUGUGCGUGGACACGACGUGCUGCACCGUCGUCGCGCUGGACGCGGACGCGAACGCGCUGAGGCCGGCGAUCCUGUGGAUGGACAUGCGCGCGUCGGACCAGACGAAGCAAGUCCUCGCGACGCGCGAUCCCGCGCUGAGCGUGAACGGCGACGGCGCCGGCCCGGUCAGCGCGGAGUGGAUGAUCCCGAAGGCGCUGUGGCUCGCGCAGUGCGAGCCGGAGACGUUCCGCGACGCGGCGAUGAUAUGCGAGUACCAGGACUACGUGAACGUGAAGCUCACGGGGCGGUACUGCGGCUCCGCGAACAACGUCGCGGUGCGUUGGCACUUCGUCGACGGCCGCGGGCCGCCGACGUCUCUCCUGAAGUCGCUGAACAUCCCGGAGCUCCUCGAGAAGUGGCCGAAAGACAUCGUGGGGCUCGGCGACGUCGUCGGCGCGCUGACGCGCGACGCGGCGACGCACCUGGGCCUCCCCGCGGGCGUCCCCGUCGCGCAGGGCGGCGCCGACGCGUUCGUCGCGAUGGUCGGCCUCGGGACGAUCGAACCCGGGCAGCUCGCGCUCAUCACCGGGAGCUCGCACUUGCACUUGGGCGUGACCGACCGCAGGUUUCACGGGCGAGGGAUAUGGGGCACGUACUCGUGCGCGCUCGUGGGGGGGCACGACGUCGUGGAGGGCGGGCAGACGUCCACGGGGUCCGUCGUGAACUGGUUUAAGACGUUGUGCGGCGGCGGCGAUGGGUUUUACGACGAAGUGAACGCCGCCGCCGCGGAGGUGCCGCCCGGGUGCGAGGGUCUGGUCGUUCAGGAGCAUCUGCAAGGAAACAGGACGCCGCACACGGACCCGCUCUCGCGCGGGGUCGUCUCCGGUCUGACGUUACGACACGGCCGCGCGCACGUGUUUCGCGCGAUUUUGGAAGGGAUCUCUUUCGGAACGCGUCUCAUCUUCGACGCGAUGGAAGCGAACGGGUACAAGCCGUCCGAGGUCGUCGUCGCCGGCGGCGCCACGCGAAGCGACCUGUGGCUGCAAAUACACGCGGACGUCGCGAACGUGCCGUUCAAGCGGACGAAGUGCGCGGACGCGCCGGCGCUCGGGGCGGCGAUCCUGGCGGCGGUCGGCGCGGGGUGUUACGCCACCGUCGCGGACGCCGCGCGCGCGAUGGUGCACAUGGAAGGGGUCGUGCACCCUCGACCGGAGGUGCACGCGCAGUACGCGAGGGCGUACGCGGCGUACAAGGCGACGUACCCGGCGUUGAGGCGCGUCAUUCAUCGGCAAGGGAGCGAGGCGGCGUUCGCGACGUCGGUCGACGACGCCGAUGCCGCGACGGACGAAACCCCGGUCGCGAAGAUCGCGCCGUCGCUGCUCGCGGCGGACCAAGGCGACCUCGCCGGGGAGGUCUCGCGGAUGAUUCACGACGGCGCGGACUGGCUGCACGUGGACAUCAUGGACGGACACUUCGUGAACAACCUCACGAUCGGUCCCCCCGUGGUGGCGCAUUUACGCGCGCGGGCGAGAGACGCGUUCUUGGACUGCCACCUCUCGUGCUCGAACCCGGGGUCGCUGAUCGACGGCCUCGCCGCCGCGCGCGCGUCGAGCGUGACGUUUCACAUCGAGGCCGUGGGCGGGGGCGACGGCGACGGCGACGCGACGAGCGAAGCCGCGGCGUUGGCGGCCACGAUCCGCGCGCGCGGGAUGCGCGCCGCCGUGGCGUUGAAGCCGUCCACGCCCAUCGAGACCGUCUUCCCCCUCGUGGACGCGGACGCGGUCGACAUGGUCCUGUGCCUCACCGUCGAGCCCGGGUUCGGCGGGCAGAAGUUCACCGCGAGCGUGUGCGAUAAAGUCCGCGCGCUUCGACGGCGGCGGCCGCGGUUGGACAUUCAGGUGGACGGCGGGUUGAACGAGGACACCGUCGUCGCGGCGGCGUGCGCGGGGGCGAACGUCGUGGUCGCCGGCAGCGCGGUGUUCGGUUCGGACGACCCGGGGAGGGUGAUUCGGGGGUUGCGACGCGCGGUCGUGGACGCGCGGCGGACGAAGCCUUGGCUGGGGUGA